AUGGCGUCCGUAAAAUAUGGUGUCAUUAUUUUAGGAAAUAGUGGUGUUGGGAAAAGCUUUUUAGCAAACGUUCUACUGAGAGAAGAAGCGUUCGUACAUAAGUUUUCUGCUGAAUCUGUAACGCAUGAAACAGAAUUGAAAACUUUGAUUAUUGAUGAUUCAAUCGGUGCUAAUGUGACCUACGGAGUUUUUAAUAUUCCUGGACUAAUCGAAAAUAAUCAACAACGGAUUGAUUUGAAUAAAAAAGAGAUUGAAAAAGCAUUUCGACAGUGUCCGACUUCAAUUAUAAUAUAUGUUUUUGGCCAGCAAAAUGGUCGUAUUCGUGAUGAAGACGUUGUUGCAUUCAAUGCAAUUAAUAGUGCUUAUCCACUAGACAAGCGAUCAUUAAUUUUCGUCGUCAAUGGUUUACCAACAUCACGAGCAAAAGAUUAUGAAGGCAGCGUGACUGUCCUAUUGCAAAAAUUAACUAAUACAUUCGGAAUCAGUGUAUGCUUUUUGGAUCAAAUUGAUACAACUAAUGAACAAGAAAAAAUGAGUUUAAGAGCCAAAAUGUUACAAAUAAUUGUUGAUAAAACACCACAGUAUCAUGCCAAACAACAUGAUAUUCAUUUACAACUGGACGAAAUGAACAAUCUAAAGGACAUCAUUAAGAACCUUAGGCAAGCAUUUGAUAAACAAAAACAACAAUUUCAAGAAGAAAUUCAACAGCAACAAAAUCGAUACAACGAAUUAAAAACACAACAAAAGACUGAAACAGCAUAUCUUCAAAAAUUGAUUGAGCAACAAAGAGAAGAAACGGCUCAAACACGACAACAAAUGAUGGAACAAAAGCGUGAAAAUCAGAGUCUAUUACGUGACGUGGAACAAAAGUAUAAGGCACAAAUGGCAGAACAGAAACAUGCUGCAGAGGUACGAAUCAACAACCAAAUGCGUCAAGAGAAUCAAAAAGAUCAUAAACAAGCUGCUGAUGAAUUAGUCAGUAUCAAAACACAAUUGAGACAAGCUAUUUCUAUUGGUGCUCCAGCCUACAACGCUGGUGGUCACAAUAAAUGUUAUGAAACUUAUGCAGCUACAGCUCGAGCAAUAUUAUCAUCAAGUAAACGAAAUCCAAUAGCGAAUAACUUACUCCAAGUUGCAUUGACUAAUGCUAACAGACAGAACACUGAUAGCGACAAAGCAUGGACAAUGCGCCAUGCAUUUGAUGCCAUACUUGCUCUAUAA
Rotaria sp. Silwood2 is the source of this 1221-nucleotide messenger RNA. Lineage: Eukaryota; Metazoa; Rotifera; Eurotatoria; Philodinida; Philodinidae. The record is from the annotation of a GenBank genome assembly.